AAAACGCCCGGCCGGCCGAGCCCGCAGCAAACACAUCCAUAGAAGGCAGUCGGGGAGCUCGCCCGGCCCCGCGCCCCCCGCCCGCUUUCUUCUCGCCCGGCACCCCGCAGCCCCCCGCGCCCGGCCCCGGCCGCUCCCCCGGGACAAAGCGCACGGAAAGUUUGCGCGGCGAGUGGGGCAGGAGAGGAGGCUGCGCCCGCGCGGAGGGGCCCGCCUCGCCCCCGGCCCGCCGCCCCGAGGAGCCCGGACACCGGCGGCGGCGCCCCGCCCGCGCCCAGCCCCCGGCCCGCCAUGGGCGCCGCUGCCCGCAGCCUGCGGCUGGCGCUCGGCCUCCUGCUGCUGGGGGCGCUGCUCCGCCCGGCCGACGCCUGCAGCUGCUCCCCGGUGCACCCGCAACAGGCGUUCUGCAAUGCAGACGUAGUGAUUAGGGCCAAAGCGGUCAGUGAGAAGGAGGUGGACUCUGGAAAUGACAUUUAUGGCAACCCUAUCAAGAGGAUUCAGUAUGAGAUCAAGCAGAUAAAGAUGUUCAAAGGACCUGACAAGGAUAUAGAGUUUAUCUACACGGCCCCCUCUUCGGCAGUGUGUGGGGUGUCGCUGGACGUUGGAGGAAAGAAGGAAUAUCUCAUCGCAGGAAAGGCCGAGGGAGAUGGCAAGAUGCACAUCACCCUCUGUGACUUCAUCGUGCCCUGGGACACCCUGAGCACCACCCAGAAGAAGAGCCUGAACCACAGGUACCAGAUGGGCUGUGAGUGCAAGAUCACACGCUGCCCCAUGAUCCCAUGCUACAUCUCCGCCCCGGAUGAGUGCCUCUGGAUGGACUGGGUCACGGAGAAGAACAUCAACGGUCACCAGGCCAAGUUCUUCGCCUGCAUCAAGAGAAGCGACGGCUCCUGCGCGUGGUACCGUGGAGCGGCGCCCCCCAAGCAGGAAUUUCUCGACAUUGAGGACCCGUAAGCAGGCUGACAGCACCCUGUGGCCAAUCGAAAAGCCUCCAAGGGUUGAGACUGGUCCAGCUCUGACAUCCCUUCCUGGAAACAGCAUGAAUAAAACAGUCGUCCAAGUGGGUCCAAAUUAGUGUGAUUCUGCACCCACCCCCCCAACCCCCCCAUUUUCCUUUCAAACAUGGUUGUGGGUCUGGAGGGAGAGGUGGGCGCAGGGUCCUCAUGCCGUGUUCCCUUUGCCAGCCUGGGCACUGUGUGUCUCGGUCUUCAAUCCUUGGUGUGGGCAGGGGUAGGACACUCAGACUUUGCUCCCAGGUUACAAAUGCUGAGCAGGCACAACUUUGGGGUCUUCCUGGCCUGGCUUGGGCAGAGCCUGGAAAUGUACAUUUUGCAGAAACUUUCGAGGGUCGUUGCAAGACUGUGUAGCAGGCCUACCAGGUCCCUUUCAUCGUGAGAGGGGCAUGUCCCUUGUUUUCUGCAGCUGCCAUACCUUUGGCCCAAGGUUGGCAAUCCCUGCCCCUUACAGGUGCCCCCCACCUCCCCUGUGCCCACCAUGGACUCCCAGCACCUGUGACUCCCCACGUCCUGGACUGGCCCUGGAACUAUGGCGUCUUAUAGGAGCCCCAAUUAAUCCUGUUAAUCUACAGAAUUCCAGUGGGAGCUUCCUUCCAGGGCCAUGCAGAUGUGGGAGUGAGAAACCACGUUCAGCCCAGCCAAGUCAUUUCAGUCCCGUUCCCUCCCCCCAACCCCGGCCCCACAUUUCCCACGCCCUGGUGGGAAUCUGCUGUCCCGAGGGCAGGUGGCUGGGGUGUUUGCUGCCCUUCAAGUUCAUUUCGAGCUUCCGCCGCUGUUCCUGCUUCCUUCCAUUCUGCAUCAGGCCUCCAGACUGAGUUGCACGGCUUGGCGUUACCUAGGUUGUGUGCAGCCAGCGGCAGGGACUGGCUUUGCACCCUGGUUGCACAUCCUGAGAACAUAAAAAGCUGGGUCCUGUUGUGCCCUGACAGGUUUAGUGUAAUCUCCCUCAAAGACUGACAACCACUGUUCUGCACAUGGAUUUCUGCAAGUGAAGUUAGCUAAAGCAUAUUAAGAAGCCCAAACUAGGAAGGGAACAAUUUUGGAGGUAGGUAAAUUGGUGACACUUCUUUCUGGGCCUCCAGGACAUUGUGGCCUUCUUUAAGAGACAUCUCGUUUUUCUAAAGAUGACUUCUCAGAUAACAUGUGAACCUGAGGGGCAGGUAUACCAACCUCUGCUUAUAUUUCUUAUAUUACAAAUACUACCCAGUUAAGAAGCUUCAUAGGGAACCUAUUUGUUCCCUAAAAAUGAUUUUCUGAUGCCAGCAUAAUGGGGGUUGAUAGGCAGAACUUUUUCAAUAACAGUAAUAUCUUUUUUCUUCCUACCUGUGUUGUAAAGAUGAACUUGUCCCAAGGACGUACAUGCACAUUACGCAAACAUACACAUCCAUGCACGCGCACGCACACACACACACAAUGAGACUGAAGUCUGGCAGCCUGCAAGUGAUCCAUCUGCAAAAUGCUUCCAAAGUCACCAUCUUCUAAGCCUGUUCUAUUCUGCAGUGACCCCAAAGCUACUGUGAGACUCCUGACCCCCGAGUGGCAUGCAGCCCCCAUGCCCGCCUGGGACCUGGUUAGCAGAGACCUUCAUGACCUCCCUUUCUAGAGCAGACUGGGGGAAUAUCCAAGAAUCGGCCCCUGCCCCAAGGGCGUUUUCAUGCUGUAGAGUGACAUAAAGUUGGUAAGAUGUCAUAAUGGACCAGUCCAUGUGAUUUCAGUAUAUACCACCACCAGACCCCUCCAAUCAAUAUAACACCCCAACCCCGUUUGCUUCCUGUAUGGUGAUACCAUAUGUAACAUUUAUUCCUGUUUCUGCUGAUUUUUAAAAUGUCUCGGUUUGUUUUCAACAUCCGCUGUAAUCAUUCCUGUGCUGUGUUAUUACCCUUGGUAGGUGUUAGACUUGCACUUUUAAAAAAGUUUUCUGCAUCAUGGAAGCGUGUGGCCCAGUGUGGAAAGUGUCGUGGAAGCUAGCCUGUGACGGUGGAUCCCUCAGAUCUUUUCUUCCGUUCUUUGAGUACAUUUGCUUUUUCUGUCUCUAAUUUUUCGUUCUCUGGUUCAAGUGAUUACAAAGUAAAGGAUCUGUGAGUAGGCUGGUUCUAAAAGAUGGCCUUUAUAUUCGAUCCAUGCACACUGGUUUCUCAUCAUGCUGAGCAGACAACAGCAAACAGAUCAAGAUGAAGUGCCCCGUGGCAGCCAAGAGACAAAGCCACUCAAAUGCCCUCACAGUGAAGAAUUGCAAUAUAUAUAUAGUUUAAGGAGGAUCUCCAUUUGGCAUUGUUUAAUUUAUGUGUUAUAUUCUAAGCACUGCUUUUCUUCCUCUAUUCAUCAUGCAAGCAACUCAAAAUAUUUAAAGUUUACAUUGUAGUUAUUUUCAGAUCUUUGCUUGAUAAGUAUUAAGAAAUAUCGGACUUGCCGCCAUAAUUUAAAGCUUUGUUGAUUUUGUUUUUGUUUGGAUUUGGGGGGGGAGGGGGGAGCCAUGUAGAAUACGAAGUCUGAGACCUUCCUGUGCUGGGAACACGUGAAAGGCGUUGAUAGUCGACAAGCAGACUGCGCAUGUCUCUGAUGCUUUUGUAUCAUUCUCGAGUGAUCGCUCGGGCAAUGGACAAUAAACAGUAUUAUCAAAGACAA
This is a messenger RNA of Cynocephalus volans (Philippine flying lemur), 3641 nucleotides long. RefSeq names its product TIMP metallopeptidase inhibitor 2 (gene TIMP2). NCBI's taxonomy places the organism in Eukaryota, Metazoa, Chordata, Mammalia, Dermoptera, Cynocephalidae. Gene Ontology annotation, biological process: negative regulation of endopeptidase activity; response to hormone; response to cytokine. Gene Ontology annotation, molecular function: metalloendopeptidase inhibitor activity; protease binding. The transcript has 5 exons. The coding region runs from base 292 to 954 and encodes 220 amino acids. Gene Ontology annotation, cellular component: extracellular matrix. The record is from RefSeq and is a predicted model, not a curated record.